This is a messenger RNA of Aspergillus versicolor CBS 583.65, 597 nucleotides long. RefSeq lists its product as uncharacterized. NCBI's taxonomy places the organism in Eukaryota, Fungi, Ascomycota, Eurotiomycetes, Eurotiales, Aspergillaceae. The record is from RefSeq and is a predicted model, not a curated record. The coding region runs from base 1 to 597 and encodes 198 amino acids. The transcript has 2 exons.
AUGGGCCCCGACGCGGACGUCACGCCUGCCGAUCAACCCCCGGUAUUUAACUACAUUUUGUCGUUCCUGCUCGUCGGUGUGGCAUGGGGGUUCACCACCCCGUUCAUUAGGAAAGCUGGGGUAGAGUUCCAGAAGCGACAAGAGCAACAACAACAACCUUCACAACCGACAGAACUCCAACCUACACGGUCCACAGAUGAAAACCGUACUAGUGAUGAUAGCGAAAGCGACGAGGACCAGCCACCACCUCCUCCCUCAACAACAGCUCCCCAGCCGGCCUGGAUGAGCCCUCAAUCCACGUCUUCCUCCUGGCUAAGAACAAAAAUCGUCUCGGUGUUUUGGACGGUCGUAAAUCUCCUUCGGACACCGGCUUACUCGGUUCCCCUGAUUAUCAAUUUGACGGGAAGCGUUUGGUUCUUCCUUCUAGUUGGGAAACAUGAGCUCUCCUUAACUGUGCCGCUGGCGAACUCGAGUGCGUUCCUCUUUACGGUCCUUGGGGAGUGGUAUGUGGAACGAAAAAUGAUAGCAAGGGAGACUUGGGUGGGGAUGGCGCUGGUCCUGGGGGGCAUUGCGAUAUGUGUUCAGUCGAAAUCAUAA